UCUUCUGCUACAGUGACACGCGAAUGAAAAACAGCUGUAUAAUAUUUUAGGUUAAAAAACGUGAAAAAGAACAUUUAUUUUCUUAAUGUAAAAAAAUAAAUAAUAAUUUUUCCCUUAACAUAAUGGAUAUAAAACAAAAAAUCAUAGAAAAAUUCAACGCGCAAUUGGGAUCGAAUUUGAAAAAUCUUGAAGAGAUUUACGAUUUCCAUGAACAUCUCAAAACGGAGAAGGAUGAGAUUAAAAAAUCAUUAUCAAUGGCAUCGACUACUGCUCCCUCCAAAGUAAAAAGAGUGAUUGAAAAUGUGGAACGUAUCAGUGAGGAAGUUUACCUUUUGCAUAACUACUGCGCUGAUUUGACUAAAAAAAUUGAAGAAACAUUUAGCGAAAACGAUAAAAAUAUAAUGUUGCAGGAAAGUAUUGACAAAAUAGGUCAGCUGGACAAAUCGUUAUCCUAUUUAUAUUUCAUAAAGUAUAUAGAAAACAUCAGUGAUGAACUAGAGUCUUCAUUGUCGUCCAACGACGACGAAGCUAUGAUAAAUUUAUAUACCAAUUUGACAAGCAUCAGUUGCCAGCUGCAAACAUCUGACUGUCGUCACCUGGUUAAUUAUGUUCAUGAAACUCUACAUUUUUGGCAUAAUCUAAUCAAGGAGAAAUUAUCAAAGGAGUAUAAUGAUUUAUUGAAGACACUAAAAUGGCCUUUUUGUGGAACCAAUGUUACUUCACUAAAUGCACCCCUGCCAGAGAUAAUGACGAGAUUUAAAAUACUGACUAAAUACCUUUUUCAUCUACAACUACCGGAAGAAAUGGCAAAACCUGUAGUAACGUCUGCACUAUUAACAGACUUUGCGCCAGUCAGCUUGCCCAUCGCUCUUCUAGUACGUCCUCUUCGACAAAGGUUUAUUUAUCAUUUCACAGGAGCCAAAUUGACAAACCGUCAAGAUAAGCCAGAAUGGUUCUUUACACAAAUAUUAACUUGGAUUAAAGAUCAUGUUCAAUGGGUGCAAAAAUACAUUCAACCUACAGCAGAUUCUAUAGGUUUUGAGUACUUAGAUAUAAAGGCUGAAUUUAUGCGAGCUCUAGUUCAAUUAGCUGUUGAGAAACUUCAUUCCGAAUUACCUAUAGCACAGUAUGACGACAAUUUAUUUGCACACUUGGUGGACGAAGCUUUAGGAUUUGAGAGAGAAUUGCGAGAGGCUCUGUUAUAUCCUCAAACUCAACCGGCAACUGUUUUCGUUCUUACGCAAGCCCACAUUUUUAUAAAAUGGAUUAACAUGGAGAAAAAGUAUGCAACCGAAAAAAUGGAUGCAAUAUUAAGCUCGAGCACAGCGUGGGAAAAACUAGCGAAUGCCGAAAUCGAUGAUAUGAAGGUCACCGAGUGCGCUGACGCUUUUCUUACACUUCUCACCACAAUCUCUGACAGAUAUAAACAUUUGCCUCAGCCUGGACAUAGAUUGCAGUUUCUCGAGUUGCAAUUAGAAUUGAUUGAUGAUUGGAGAGUGCGAUUAUUGCAACUGUUGCACGAAAAUUGUGAAGAUCCAUUAACAUCGCUCAUGCCACAUAUUCUUAACACAUUACACUAUGUCGCGACUGUUUUGGAAGAAUGGGGCGUGACUGUUCACUUUUUACAACUGCAAUUUUUCAAAAAGCAAUUUGAAGCUGUGGAAAAUGCCACUGACAGGGGCAGCGAUGUUAGUGAGAACAUUGGAGAAGUGGAGGGCACUGUGUUCGACGAGGCUGUAGCUCUCUUACAACGAUUGGAAAGAGAAUUGAUAAUUGAGAUCAGCGACUCGGUGGCUUUAGAUGUAAAGGCAAAAAGUAGAGCUUACAGAACCGACAAGUGGUUUGCAAUGCAGUCUUCAAAAGAAAUUGCUUCAUUAUCGGUAACACCGAGUGGUUGUCCCAUGUUUCAGGAAUUAACAACACGUCUUCACGUAUUACACAAUGCUCUUGCCUUGCCAUUGUUUAAUCAAGCUUGGAAGAAUUUAGCUGUUCAAUUCGAUCAAUUUCUUUUCGAGGAAGUUGUUUUGGUCAAUCGUUUUAAUAAUGGCGGUGCUGAACAACUACAAUACGAUGUUAUAAGAAAUCUGUUUCCAUUAUUUGGUUUAUAUGUCAGCAAGCCAGAAUCAUAUUUUCUUUUGAUAAAAGAAGCAUGUAUACUUUUAAAUAUUUUAAUCGGCUCAGCAAUACUGCUUCAAGAAGCGUUAAAUAAUAACGAUAAAGCUACAUUGACAGAAGUUUUAGCAGAUGUUGGUGUGCAUAAGAUGUCUCCUGAACUUGCUCUCAAAGUGAUAGCGACCAGAACAGAUAUUAUUUGUGUAUAAAAAAAGAAUCCUUUGAUAUAUAAUUGUAAAAAUGGAAUUUAUCAUAUAGCAUGACUUGCAUGUUUUGUACAUAUCUCGUAAAUUCAACACAAGAGUGUUAUUCCACCAUUGUCAGCGCCUAAUAACAGUAAUCGAUUGAGAGGAAGGACAGCCAUGGCAGUAAGAACACCUUUGAAGGCGUCGGAUCUCAAUUUGGAUGAGGAAAACGAAGUGGUCAUUUCUACAGCGGUAUAAACGCCGAUUCGAUUCGCUGUCGUGCCUAUUACUAAUUCUUGUUCAUGCAUCGCCAUGCAGUGAACAGGUUCUGUUGCCCCUCUGAAAAAUUAUGGAAUAAUUUAUGUAAAUAUAUUUUGUAUGUCUAAUGUUCUGUUUAAGAGUAAUGAUAUUAUACAUUUUUUCUUACUUCA
Messenger RNA from Nylanderia fulva, 2728 nucleotides. RefSeq names its product RAD50 interactor 1 (gene Rint1). The record is from RefSeq and is a predicted model, not a curated record. NCBI's taxonomy places the organism in Eukaryota, Metazoa, Arthropoda, Insecta, Hymenoptera, Formicidae. Gene Ontology annotation, biological process: regulation of ER to Golgi vesicle-mediated transport; endoplasmic reticulum to Golgi vesicle-mediated transport; retrograde vesicle-mediated transport, Golgi to endoplasmic reticulum. Gene Ontology annotation, cellular component: Dsl1/NZR complex.